AUGGCCUCGUCUCUAAAACAACCCUCGUUGUUCCUCGCUUGUGUCCUCCUCAUGCUCAUGCAAGAAAUGCCUUGUCUUGCUUCAUCUCGAAGCUCUCCUCUGGUGGCCCUUGCUGGUGCUAGUAACCAAACGGUAAACAAGGAAGUGGAGGCACUCCUAACAUGGAAGUCCAAGCUAGAUAGCGAGAGUCGCUAUACUCUAUCUUCGUGGAAUGGAAGCAGCCCUUGUUCAUGGCGCGGAAUCGUUUGUCAUCCUCUUGGGAGCGUUGUGAGCUUGAACCUUUCAAAUUCUGCCAUACGUGGUAUACUUCAUCAUCUCAAUUUCUCUCAAUUGCGCAACUUGGUCACUCUAAAGUUUGGUAACAACUCGCUCUUCGGUAACAUCCCUCCGAGCAUUGGCAAUCUUGACAAGCUUGCUCAUCUGGACUUGUCUCUAAACAACCUUUCGGGAAACAUUCUAACUCAAGUCAGGUCCAUGCAAUCUUUACAAAUUAUCAAUUUGUGGAAAAAUAAUUUCAUCGGCUCCAUUCCCAAUCAGAUAUAUAGUUUGACCAACUUGUCAGGCCUAUCCCUUUCAUAUAAUAAGUUUUCUGGUUUCAUCCCUAAAGAAAUAGGAAUGCUCAAAUCUCUCAAUUCUCUCUACCUAGAGAAAACCCUCAUCAUUGGUCCAAUUCCUUCUUCCAUUGGAAACAUUAGCAGGUUGUCGGAUUUACGGCUUUCCAAUAAUCAUCUGGUUGGGUCCAUUCCAAAGGAAAUAGGAAUGUUGAAGUCUCUAAGUCAACUCGAUUUAUCAAACAAUGAUCUCAAUCGAUCAAUCCCUACAACUCUAGGAAAUUUGAGUAAUUUGGCAUUUCUUUAUCUCUAUGGCAACCAACUUUCUGGCCCCAUACCUUCGGAAGUUGGAGGAAUGACAUCCCUCAUACAUUUCGAACUGCUAGUCAAUGAUUUAACAGGUCCUAUCCCGUCAUCUAUAGGGAAUUUGAGCAAUCAGGAAAUCCUUCAACUUUACCAAAAUAAGUUAUCUGGUCCUAUUCCUAAAGAACUAGGAAUGCUCAGAUCUCUCUCUAAUCUCGUGCUUAUGGAAAACAGUCUCUGUGGCAUGAUUCCAUCCACUAUAGGUAACUUAAGCAAACUCACAGACCUGCAACUAGCCUCUAACAAGUUUGUUGGCCAAUUGCCACAAGAUAUUUGCAAUGGUCGAGUUCUUCAAAAUUUUUCCGCGCGUGACAAUUACUUCACUGGUCCAAUUCCGCGAGGCCUCAAAAACUGCGCGAGUUUGUAUAGAGUUAGGCUCCAAAACAACCAACUCAAGGGAAAUAUAUCUGAGGCUCUUGGCACAUACCCUUACUUAGAUUAUCUUGAGUUGAGCAACAAAGAACUUUACGGUGAGCUACCACCUAAAGCGUGA
Syzygium oleosum is the source of this 1407-nucleotide messenger RNA. RefSeq names its product probable leucine-rich repeat receptor-like protein kinase At1g35710. Lineage: Eukaryota; Viridiplantae; Streptophyta; Magnoliopsida; Myrtales; Myrtaceae. Bases 1 to 1407 code for a protein of 468 amino acids. Gene Ontology annotation, molecular function: protein binding. The record is from RefSeq and is a predicted model, not a curated record. The transcript is spliced from 2 exons.